CUAUAACUGGAACAAAUUCAGACAAAUCCAGUGGCCCUAAAAAAAAUUCAAAACGCCACUUUGGAACAGCACAAGAGCCUCUAGAGACUGAGCUUUAUGAAAUACUUGGAGUAUCUCCGACUGCGUCCAGCAGUGAAAUUAAGAAACAAUACCAUAAACUUGCGCUACAAUUUCAUCCGGAUAAAAAUAAAUCACCUGAUGCAGAACAGCAGUUUAAAAAAAUAUCUGAUGCGUACCAAAUAUUGUCAAACCCUGACUUGAGACAAAGAUAUAAUGAAUUUGGUGGAAAAAAUAAUGUUGAGCCUGAAGGUGGAUUCGUAAAUCCGGAAGAUUUCUUCAGGCAACAAUUUGGUGGAGAUCGUUUUGUCGACAUAAUUGGCGAAAUAUCCAUUGGAAGAGAUAUGAAAGAAGUCUUGCAAAAAGCAGAUGAGAUGGCCAAUGAAGAUCUCACAGAAGAAGAGAGAAUUCGUCGAGAAGCAAAUAGAGCAGCUCAUGACGAUGAACGUGAUAAGAUUCGGCAACAACGCAUAGACAAAUUAGUCGCUAACCUAAUACAUAAGUUAUCUAUGUAUGUAGAGGGAAUCGACUACACUCAAUCAGCUGCUGCAGACUUCAAAAGUAUUAUCGAGUAUGAGGCAGAGGAGCUUAAGGCCGAGUCUUACGGGGUUGAACUAUUGCAUGCAAUUGGUUUUACCUAUUCGCUAAAAGCCAAGCAGUACCUUGGGUCUGAACAGAUUUUCGGAUUACCACGAUUUGGACAUAUUCUUCGAGAAAAGGGUCAUGUGUUUUCUGAAACCAUCUCGACGUUACGAUCUGCUAUAGAUUUACAACAAUCCUUCAAGGAGUUACAGAAGGCUGAACAAGAAGGUGUGAACGCACAAGAGAAAAGUAAAUUGGAGGAAGCGACGGCAACAAAAGGAUUAACGGCACUGUGGAAAGGCUCUAAACUUGAAGUGGAAGGUGUUUUGAGAGAAGUAUGUGAUCGAGUCUUAUCGGACCCUAGUGUAUCGAAAACGGUUCUUAAAAAACGUGCUGAAGGGCUAAAGAUUAUCGGUGCCGUAUAUGAAAACGUCAAAGGGGACGUAGCUGUCUAG
Messenger RNA from Racocetra persica, 1094 nucleotides. NCBI's taxonomy places the organism in Eukaryota, Fungi, Glomeromycota, Glomeromycetes, Diversisporales, Gigasporaceae. The record is from the annotation of a GenBank genome assembly.